AUGCUCCGUGCAAGGCCAGAGGCUCUGGUUCUUCUGGGAGCUCUGCUGACUGGACCUUUGGAUUCAGUGGGCGGCCAGGACUCACUUUCGCUGCCCUGGGAAGUGCAGCGCUAUGACGGCUGGUUCAACAACCUGAGGCACCACCAGCGAGGCGCUGCAGGCUUCCGACUGCAGCGCCUGGUCUCAGCCAAUUACGCCGACGGCGUGUAUCAAGCUCUCGGGGAGCCUCUGCUGCCCAAUCCGCGCCGGCUCAGCAACGCCGCCAUGCAGGGAGCUGCCGGACAAGCAUCUCGCCGCAACCGCACUGUGCUGGGGGUCUUCUUUGGCUACCACGUGCUCUCGGACCUGGUGAGUGUGGAGCGGCCCGGUUGCCCCGCCGAAUUCCUCAACAUCCGCAUUCCGCCUGGAGAUCCAGUGUUCGAUCCCGACCACCGCGGGGACGUGGUGCUGCCCUUCCAGAGGAGCCAUUGGGAUCCCGAGACCGGACAGAGUCCCAGCAACCCCCGAGACCUGACCAACGAGGUGACCGGCUGGCUGGACGGCAGCGCCAUCUAUGGCUCCUCACACUCAUGGAGCGACGCGCUGCGGAACUUCUCCGGGGGGCAACUGGCAUCGGGACCCGAUCCUGCCUUCCCCCGGGACGCACAGAACCCGCUGCUCAUGUGGAUCGCACCGGACCCCGCCACCGGGCAGCGUGGGUCCCAGGGGCUGUACGCCUUUGGUGCGGAGCGGGGGAAUCGCGAUCCCUUCCUGCAGGCGCUGGGACUACUGUGGUUCCGCUACCACAACCUGUGCGCACAGAAGCUGGCCAGCGAGCACCCGCACUGGGGGGACGAGGAGCUGUUUCAGCACGCGCGCAAGAGAGUCAUCGCCACCUACCAGAACAUUGCUCUUUAUGAGUGGCUUCCCAGCUUUCUACAGAAAACACCCCCAGAAUAUAAAGGGUACAACCCUUUCCAGGACCCCAGCAUCUCCCCGGAGUUCCUGGCAGCCUCUGAGCAGUUUUUCUCCACCAUGGUACCCCCAGGUGUCUAUAUGCGAAAUGCCAGCUGUCACUUCCAGAAAGUCUCCAACAAGGAUUUUGUCAGUUUCCCAGCUCUCAGGGUCUGCAACAGCUACUGGAUUCGAGAGAACCCCAAUGUGAACAGUGUCCAUGCGGUGAACCACGUGCUGCUGGGAAUGGCUUCCCAGAUUUCGGAGCUGGAGGACAGGAUAGUGGUUGAAGAUCUCAGGGAUUACUGGCCUGGCCCUGGCAAAUUCUCCCGCACAGACUACGUGGCCAGCAGCAUCCAGCGUGGCCGAGAUAUGGGGCUGCCCAGCUAUAACCAGGCCCUGCUGGCUUUGGGCCUGAAGACUCCGAAGAACUGGAGUGACCUCAACCCCAACGUGGAGUCCCAGGUGCUGGAGGCCACAGCUGCCCUGUACAACCAGGACUUGUCCCGGCUGGAGAUGCUUCCAGGGGGGCUCCUGGAAAGCCAUGGGGACCCAGGACCUCUCUUCACUGCCAUUGUCCUAGACCAGUUUGUGCGACUUCGGGAUGGUGACCGCUACUGGUUUGAGAACACAAGGAAUGGGUUGUUCUCCAAGGAGGAGAUUGCAGAGAUCAGAAACACCACCUUGCGGGACGUGCUAAUAGCUGUGACCGGUGUGGAUUCCAAUGCCCUGCAGCCUAAUGUCUUCGUCUGGCACGAGGGUGCACCCUGCCCUCAGCCGAAGCAGCUCACAGACAAGGAUUUGCCCCACUGUGUUCCCAUGACUGAGUUGGAUUACUUUGAGGGCAGUGGUCCUGGUUUUGGCAUCACCAUUGUGGCUCUCUGCUUCCUUCCCCUUGUGAGUCUGCUCAUCUCUUGGGUGGUGGCCCAUUUCCGGGGCCAAGAACGCAAGAAGCUACAAAAGAAAGGCAAUGAGAGUAUAAAGAAGGAGUCGGCAGAAGACGGUGUGUCAGCGAUGGAGUGGCCAGGGCCCAGGGAGAAGAGCUAUCCCAUCACCAUCCAGCUGCUCCCAGAGAGGCGUCUACAGGUCCUGGACCACAGGCUCUCUGUGCUCCGUACCAUUCAGCUGCAGCCCCCGCAGCAGGUCAACCUCAUCCUGUCCAGCAACCAUGGGAGCCAGGCCCUGCUGCUCAAGAUCCCCAAGGAGUAUGACCUGGUGUUGCUGUUUAACAACGAGGAGGAGCGGAGCACCUUUGUGCAGUAUCUGCAGGACUUCUGUGUACACUGGGACCUUGGCCUUCAUGUCUCAGAGAUGGGUGAGAAGGAGUUGUUCCGGAAGGCUGUGACCAAGCAGCAGCGGGAGCAGAUCCUUGAGAUGUUCUUCAGGCAUCUUUUUGCUCAGGUGCUGGACAUUGACCAGGCAGAUGCAGGGACCGUAUCCCCGGACUCCUCACAGAAGGUCCGGGAGGCCCUAACAUGUGAGCUGAGCAGGGCUGAGUUUGCCGAGUCUCUGGGCCUCAAGCCCCAGGACAAGUUUGUGGAAUCCAUGUUCUCUCUGGCCGACAAGGAUGGCAAUGGUUACCUGUCCUUCCGGGAGUUCCUGGACAUCCUGGUGGUCUUCAUGAAAGGCACCCCAGAGGAUAAGUCCCGCCUGAUGUUCACCAUGUAUGACCUUGAUGAGAAUGGCUUCCUCUCCAAGGAUGAGUUUUUCACCAUGAUGCGGUCCUUCCUCGACAUCUACAAGGACUGCCUGACCAAGGUCCAGCUGGCCGAGGUGGUGGAGUCCAUGUUCCGGGAGUCAGGCUUCCAGGACAAGGAGGAGCUGACUUGGGAGGACUUCCAUUUCAUGCUGAGGGACCACGACAGUGAGCUCCGCUUCACUCAGCUCUGCGUCAGAGGUGGAGGUGGAGACAUUAAAGACGUUUUUAAACAAAACACCAGCUGUCGAGUCUCAUUCAUCACUCGGACUCCUCACGAACGCUCUUGCCCCAGUGUACCGGGGCUCCCUGCCUCAGAAGCCCCAGAACUGGGAGGACCUGGACUGAAGAAGAGGUUUGGCAAAAAGGUAGUGAUGUCCCCUCCCCGGCUGUACACGGAGGCACUGCAGGAGAGGAUGCAGCGGGGCUUCCUGGCCCAGAAGAUGAAGCAGUACAAGCGCUUUGUGGAGAACUACCGGCGACACAUUGUGUGUGUCACCAUCUUCUCAGCCAUCUGUGCUGGCCUGUUUGCAGAGCGGGCUUACUACUAUGCCUUUGCCUCGCCGCCUUCGGGCAUUGCACAGACCACCUUUGUGGGCAUCAUCCUGUCACGGGGCACAGCGGCCAGCGUCUCCUUCAUGUUCUCCUACAUCCUGCUCACCAUGUGCCGCAAUCUCAUCACCUUCCUGCGGGAGACCUUCCUCAACCGCUACGUGCCCUUCGAUGCCGCUGUGGACUUCCAUCGCUGGAUAGCCAUGGCAGCUGUUGUCUUGGCCAUUUUGCACAGUGCUGGUCACGUGGUCAAUGUCUACAUCUUCUCAGUCAGCCCCCUCAGCCUGCUUGCCUGUAUCUUCCCCAACGUCUUUAUAAAUGAUGGGUCCCAGCUUCCUCAGAAGUUCUACUGGUGGUUCUUCCAGACAGUCCCAGGUAUGACGGGCGUGCUGCUGCUCCUGGUGUUGGCCAUCAUGUAUGUCUUCGCCUCCCACCACUUCCGUCGGCGCAGCUUCCGGGGCUUCUGGCUGACCCACCACCUCUACAUCCUGCUCUAUAUCCUGCUCAUCAUCCACGGCAGCUACGCCCUGAUUCAGACGCCCCGUUUCCACAUCUUUUUCCUGGUUCCUGCACUCAUCUAUGGGGGCGACAAGCUGGUGAGCCUGAGCAGGAAGAAGGUGGAGAUCAGCGUGAUAAAGGCAGAGCUGCUGCCCUCAGGAGUGACCCACCUGCGGUUCCAGCGGCCCCAAGGCUUUGAGUACAAGUCAGGGCAGUGGGUGCGGAUCGCGUGCCUGGCUCUGGGGACCACUGAGUACCACCCCUUCACACUCACCUCCGCUCCCCAUGAGGACACGCUCAGUCUGCACAUCCGAGCAGUUGGGCCCUGGACCACUCGCCUCAGGGAGAUCUACUCACCCCCAGCUGGCGACAGCAGUGCCAGAUACCCAAAGCUCUACCUCGAUGGACCAUUUGGUGAAGGUCACCAGGAAUGGCAUAAGUUUGAAGUGUCAGUGCUGGUGGGAGGGGGCAUUGGCGUCACCCCCUUUGCCUCUAUCCUCAAAGAUCUGGUCUUCAAGUCAUCCUUGGGCAGACAAAUGCUCUGUAAAAAGAUCUACUUCAUCUGGGUGACGAGGACGCAGAAGCAGUUCGAGUGGCUGGCUGACAUCAUCCGGGAGGUAGAGGAGAAUGACCACCAGGAUCUGGUGUCCGUGCACAUCUACAUCACCCAGCUGGCUGAGAAGUUCGACCUCAGGACAACCAUGCUAUACAUCUGUGAGCGGCACUUCCAGAAGGUGCUGAACCGGAGUCUGUUCACGGGCCUGCGCUCCAUCACCCACUUUGGCCGACCCCCCUUCAAACCUUUCUUCAACUCCCUGCAGGAGGUCCAUCCACAGGUGCGGAAGAUUGGGGUGUUCAGUUGCGGUCCUCCAGGAAUGACUAAGAAUGUAGAGAAAGCCUGUCAGCUCAUCAACCAGGAAGACCGGGCCCACUUCAUACACCACUACGAGAACUUCUGA
Messenger RNA from Chrysochloris asiatica (Cape golden mole), 4638 nucleotides. It is a transcript of the gene DUOX2, whose product is annotated as dual oxidase 2. The transcript is spliced from 33 exons. The record is from RefSeq and is a predicted model, not a curated record. Gene Ontology annotation, molecular function: superoxide-generating NAD(P)H oxidase activity; heme binding; calcium ion binding. The coding region runs from base 1 to 4638 and encodes 1545 amino acids. Gene Ontology annotation, biological process: superoxide anion generation; defense response; response to oxidative stress. Gene Ontology annotation, cellular component: plasma membrane; NADPH oxidase complex. Lineage: Eukaryota; Metazoa; Chordata; Mammalia; Afrosoricida; Chrysochloridae.